Molecule: messenger RNA, 1629 nt
Organism: Diplodia corticola
Lineage: Eukaryota; Fungi; Ascomycota; Dothideomycetes; Botryosphaeriales; Botryosphaeriaceae
Product: nuclear protein dgcr14
Exons: 1
Coding region: 1-1629 (542 amino acids)
Cellular component (GO): catalytic step 2 spliceosome
Source: RefSeq, a predicted model, not a curated record
AUGGCAUCGUCGUCCUCACCCUCGAACUCGACCGCGCUUACCAAGCGCUCCGCCGACACCGCCCUCAUGCCGCCGCCACAGCAGCCCCCGGCGAAGCGGAUCAAGCGCCCGCCCAGGAUCAUCGACGAAGACACGUACACGAAUGCUCUGGAACAUAUUGUCGCGCGCGACUUCUACCCCGGCCUGCUCGAAUUGCGCGCCCAGCGCGAGUACAUGGCCGCUGUCGACAGCCAUGACAAAGCUUGGAUCAGGGACGCUGCCCAUCGCCUCACCGACGUCAUGACACCCUUGCCGGACGGACGCCGGAGGUUCGGAAGGAGGGGCGUGAGCAUGACGCCAACAGCUACACCACGGCUCGUGGGCAGGGCGGCCGAGACGCCGAGGGGUUGGGGAGGGGAGACGCCGCGGACCCCAGCCGCCGCGAGCAAGGACGCCGAAACCGAAGAGGGAAAAGAGGAGCGCGAGGACGAGGAGAGGAAAGAGCGCGAGCGCAACGAGAUGCGCGGCAUGAGCCUGAAUGCUUUCCAGGCCAAGUACACGUCCGAGGACAACGAGAGCUUCAACGCGCUGCUGGACCGCCAGAACACGAAGCGCGCGCAGAAGCACGCGUUCCUAUGGCAGGGAAACAAGAUCGCGACGGGCCGCCAGAUUGCCUACCGCGAGCGCGAGGCGAAGCUGCUCAAGGCCGAGGCCGAGGACCAAGAAGACAUCCGCAACAACGACCGCGCCCUGGUGCGCCGCGACCCGGAGAGGGAGCGAGACGGCGACACGCGCCCGGCCAUGGUCGAUCACCGCCCUUCGGCGCCUCGGAACUCGCUCAUGUUCGCCCCGGAGUCCAUCGAGGACACGCACGAGACGGUGGCGCAAGCCGCCCAGGCCGCCUCGACCGCCCCACCCAAGGCCAUCGUCUACAACAACACGCGCCUUCCCGCUCCUGCUGCCGCUGCGGGCUCGGCGGACAGCGUGCCCCCGUCCCCCUCGCUCUCCGCCGUCAACGACGCCAUCCGCGGCCGCCCCAGGCGGACCGAGUCCGAGGUUGGCGGCAGCAGCGUGUACGCGGGCAGCGAGACGCCGCGCGUCAACGGGUGGUCGUUCGUCGAUGAGGAUGAUCCGGAGCCCGAGCUCGAUGGCUCGCUGCUCCGACGCCUGGGUAUCACCGCGGAGGCGGAUGGCGGCCGGCCCAACCCGUUCACCAUCCACCAUGCGAGCAAGCGCGAAGCGCUGCACCACAGGCUCGUUGACAAGAGCUCGAAGGCAAAGAGAGAGGGCGGCGGUGCCACUCCCGUCACUGCUACUACUGCUACCGGCGCUGGCGGUGGUAUUGGAAGGAUCGCGGCUUUGAAAGGGGAGGCCGGUGGUGCAGAGAAGACACCGACGCCCAAGUUCGCGAGCAGCCCGGUUCUGACGAGGAAGAACGGCGGCGGUGGUGGUAUCGCAGCUCGGGCUCGCGGCAACCUGACGCCGGCGGCCCAGCGACUCUUUGCUAAGGUGGGCGGAACGCCGAGGAGGGACGGAUUGGCUGGAUUCGGCGCGUUUAAUGGAUCAUCGACGCCGGCGAGGAAGGGGGAGAAUACCAGAGACAAAGUGAGGUGGACGCCCACGCCAAGGGUGAAGAGGACGACGGGAUGA